Molecule: messenger RNA, 2692 nt
Organism: Pogonomyrmex barbatus (red harvester ant)
Lineage: Eukaryota; Metazoa; Arthropoda; Insecta; Hymenoptera; Formicidae
Gene: cyc
Product: basic helix-loop-helix ARNT-like protein cyc
Biological process (GO): regulation of DNA-templated transcription
Cellular component (GO): transcription regulator complex; cytoplasm; nucleus
Molecular function (GO): DNA-binding transcription factor activity; protein dimerization activity
Source: RefSeq, a predicted model, not a curated record
CCCGUGCUCUCAGUGUCAAGCAGACGACGCGUCCGUCGACGAGUGCGUUGCCUACCACGCGAGUUUCGAGAGGAGAGACCUUCUCCUUCGAUCACGGCCCCGGUCGACCGAUCGACAUCACCGUGCGCCACCGAGACGCAAGUUCCCAUGGUCCCGACAUCGGCGAUCGUCGGCGAAAGUUAAGCCGGACGGUGUCGUUUCUCGUCUUCUCCCUUCGUCAGUCGACCGCCGUCCGUUCGGUGUCACGUGCCGGUCAGCGUUUCGCGGAAACACGCGAUACGCGACUCGGGUAGAGGCGGUGGUACUGAACGGUCGACACGAUCCCGUCGUCGCCGUCGAGGAGGCUCGACCCUCGAGGUACGAGGGCAUUGCCCGGCAAGAGGGUAGGCGACAGGCCUUCUGGCCUCAUCUCGAGGAUGCCGUCGCCCCCUCGUCGUCGACGACGACGUGGAUGUACGCGCUUCUCGAAGAGGAUGGUCUACUGCCGAACACCAGCAGCAGCGGCGUCAUCGAGAAUGAUGACGCGGUGGUCGCCCCAGGCGAUGGCGCCUGCGUGAACGAUCGGAUGCUUCAUUAUCAUCAGCACCAGCAUCAGCAGCAUCCCCAUCAGCAGCAGCAGCAGCAACGGCAGCAGCAGCAGCAACAGCAGCAGCAUUCAUCGACGGAGCCAGAACUGGAUGAUCUCCUGCGAUUCCCAAGUUCCGGAGCCGCGACCGGACAGGGACAAGAAAUGGUGGCGCAGGAAAUGGCGCAGGGUUACACCCAGCUCCUGCACUCGACGGUGGUGGUGCCGGCCCAGGAACCACCGCAGGAAUACAUCACGAUAGAGGAGCUACAGCCGCGCCUCCACCAUCAGGAGCAUCAUCGCAUUGUGCACGACACCUGCACGCAAUUGGCCACGUCCGUCUCGCAGCUCUAUCACCAGCAUCAUCAGCAUCAUCAACAACAGCAACAGAGUGGUGGCCAGCAACAGCAACAACAACGGGAUUACUAUAAUCUCUCGUCCGUGCAAAGUUCGUGCCCCACGGUUUAUUUCGGCGAGAUAGGCACGGGUUCCGGGGUGGGAGAGCUAACCACCGCCUCGGCGGGGGGUGGUGGCGAAGGUCUCGCCCCGACUCCAACCCCCGCCAGCAGCGGCAGCACCGCUAGUACCACCACCACCCCCAACAAUCCAAGCACGACCACUACAACUGCCACCACCACCACCACCUCCACCAGCAGCACCGCCACCAUCCCGCAGAUUGCAACGGGGGCUGAACCGCCCCAGCACAUGGAGACACCCCCGACGAUGGUCCCCGACCAGCAGGCACCCGCCUCCGGCCAUCAUUAUUACCAUCAUCACCAUCAUCAUCAUCAUCAUCACCGGCAUCAUCGUAGUACGUCCACCACACCUAGCCAUGGACCGGCAACAGACACCUUGGACGAAUUUGCGCCGGUUUCCAGGAAGCGGAAGCUUUCUUGCCACGUUGGCAGCGAUCUCUUGGACGAUCUGGGAGACGACGCCAAAUCAGUUCGCACAAAUGACGACAGUAAAAAACAGAACCACAGUGAAAUUGAAAAGCGCAGGAGGGAUAAGAUGAAUACAUACAUUACCGAGCUCUCGGCGAUGGUACCGAUGUGUCACGCAAUGUCACGAAAAUUGGACAAGCUGACCGUGCUGCGAAUGGCGGUGCAGCAUCUCAAGACUAUUCUCGGUGCGGUUACUUCGUACACGGAAGGUCACUAUAAGCCUGCGUUCCUUAGCGAUCAGGAACUUAAGACGCUUAUACUUCAACUUGUUUUGUUCCAGGCCGCAGAGGGCUUCGUUUUCGUAGUGGGUUGCGAUCGUGGAAGAAUCCUUUACGUAUCCGAAUCCGUCUCGCAGACCCUCAAUUAUUCUCAGGGUGACUUGUUGGGUCAGAGUUGGUUCGACAUUCUGCACCCCAAGGAUGUCGCCAAGGUGAAGGAACAGCUCUCGUCCUCCGAUCUCAGCCCGAGGGAACGAUUGAUCGACGCGAAGACCAUGUUACCGGUGAAGACAGACGUGCCUCAAGGCGUAUCACGACUUUGUCCCGGCGCACGGAGAUCCUUUUUCUGUCGGAUGAAGCGCAAAGUCGACCGGGUUCGUUGCGGCGAUAUGCAGGUGAAAGAAGAAGCCGACACCACCAUUGGCUGUCACAGACGAAAAAAACAACAAAACAUAGAUUGGAAGUAUUGCGUGAUUCAGUGCACGGGUUAUCUGAAGUCCUGGACGCCCGCGAAGAUCGGCCUCGAGGAGCAGGAGGGCGAGGCCGACGGUGAGGCUUGCAACUUGUCCUGCUUGGUCGCGGUCGGCCGGGUCCAAACGGCGAUUUCGACGGCCGCGAUGUCGUCGAGGAAGCCCCAUUUGCGGCCCGUACAGUUCGUUUCGCGACAUGCGAUGGAUGGCAAAUUUCUGUUCGUGGACCAAAGAGCUACUCCAGUAUUGGGCUUUCUACCUCAGGAACUGCUGGGCACCAGUAUGUACGAAUAUUAUCAUCACGAUGAUAUCCCUCAUCUAGCGGAGUCUCAUAAAGCCGCAUUACAGACUUCCGAACGCGUUACCACACAGAUCUAUAGGUUUAGAAGCAAGGGCGCGAACUUCGUGCGGUUGCAGUCCGAGUGGAAGUCUUUCAGAAAUCCGUGGACCAAAGACAUCGAAUACCUAAUCGCCAAAAACUCCGCUAUCUUGUAA